This is a messenger RNA of Lymnaea stagnalis (great pond snail), 14414 nucleotides long. Lineage: Eukaryota; Metazoa; Mollusca; Gastropoda; Lymnaeidae. The record is from the annotation of a GenBank genome assembly.
CUUUAAAACGACCUUUUACUGGUCCGCCCCUGUUGGCACUUGUUCUAUAUAUUGAGGGGCGGCAUUUUGAGAAACCUUAGAUGUCAUCAGUGUCCGCGGCUGUUAAGGCGUAAGAAGUUACACGGAUACACCUACCAAACACAAAAGUAACAACUUCCGGCGUCUGUAGCGACGCGAAUAGCAAUUUUAUUAUUAUAAUAUUUUGAAGGAUUUACUCACAUUCUCGGACAUAUAUUUUUUCAUCUAUUGUAAUAAUUUCUUAGAUAAUUGAUUCAAGAACAAUUACCAAACGGGCUGUUUCAGAUUUAGCGGCCCACAUUGACUUUGUUAAGGUUAGGCUUAGGGAUCGAUUUAGGGUUCGGGUUAGGCUUAUUUAGGGUUCAGGUUAGGCUAGGCAUAGGGAUCGAUUUAAGACGUAAAAGUGCGCGUAUGGAAAUAAACGCGGGCCGCUUUCUCUGAAUUUACCAACAAACGAAUUUUAUUUAACUACAAAGUAAGUAAAUUCCUUAUUAAAGAAUAGCCUGAAUUGAGGCAGUCGACUUCAAACUUCUGAUCACACUCACACUCUCACUCACAGUACAGUGUGCAGGGUAUGUACAGUUCAGUUCACUCACAGUCACACAUAACUCAUCUGGUAAUCUACCACUUGAGCGUCGGCCAAGAAAAAAUCCAGCUGUUCCGAUUGGAAGGGCUAUUUAAACAACUAUUCUUAUAUUAUUUUUAAUGACAUUGGUUUUACGUAUUCAUUCCAAUAAUAAUAAUAGACAAUUUUUUUAAAAUAGAAAAACUAUAAUAAUUUUUUUGAAAUAGAAGAUGUGUGAAAAUGGAAUUAUGCAUAGUUCUCCCCCAAUUUGACAAAGAAGUUUAAAAAAAAUAUAAUUUCCACGAAAAAGGUUGUGGUACAUGAAUCCACGUAAAUAUGAAAGGGAAAGAUCACUGCGCUUCUUGUGCCAUACUGUCUUUUCAGUUUACGCUUUUUGAGUAUUCAUGUUUUCCACAUUCUGUAUGUGGACAUCCGCGUCAUCUGGAUUAAAAAAAAUAAUUGUAGUCUCCUUUUCUUCCUGGCAUAUCGGUAGCUUGGCAGUAAUAAUUAUUUAAAAGUAUUAGUAUUGUGCUACACAACUUUAUGGCCUCUAUAGGGAGCAAAAAUAUUAACAGACUCCAAUAUAAGAAUAGUUGUUUAAAUAGCCCUUACGACCGGAACAACUGGAUUUUUUCUUGGCCGACGCUAAAGUGGUAGAUUACCACUCAUCUUACAUCAGCAUUAUGAUUCACGACUAAGACUAAGGGUAGUGACUUAGGCACUUAAAAUAAAAAUGGUCACUGAAAAUGCCACUAUUUUAUCAGUGGCCGCCAUCUUGGUUGACACGUCACGUGAAGUCAUCUAUCCCUAUGCCUAACCUAAAACUCUAAAUCGAUCCCUCUGCCUAACCUAAACCCUAAAUCGAUCCCUCUGCCUAACCUAAACUCUAAAUCGAUCCUUAUGCCUAACCUGAACCCUAAAUUUAUCCCUAAAAUAGUUUAGUAUAAAUAAACAAAGGGAAGUCACUCCCUGGAAAAUAAGUUGUGGCAUCUCGAAUGAUCAUUAGCCAAAAUAAAUUUUGCUUAUUCUUUCAUGUUUCAAGGAAUAGUAUUAUAUUUAUAUAAGUAAUAUAUCAAUUUACUUGUUGUUGAGAUUGAGUGGAUUUAAAAAUAUGAUUCAUGAUUCCAAUUUAUCACUAUCAAUUUUAGGUGAUUGUAAUUGUAAAUUAGCCGUAAAUUGUAAUGUUUCAUGAUAAUUUUUUAAAAAAAUUAGUUUUGCCACCAAACCAAAGUCCUAAGUAACAAUUAACAAAUGGCAUGAUGUUCAAUAUACACUAGAAUUUACUUUUGAAGAUAUUUUGUUUACUAUGGAUUGGCAGACCAGAUUGAUGCUAUUAUUGAUGAUUAAUUAACUAAUGGUUGUUUUAGAUUUAAAGGUUUAUAAUUUAGGGUAGACUUAGUUAAGAAUGUAUAUUAUAUAUAUAAUAUUAUUAAUAUAGAUAUAUUAAAUAUUAGGACCCAUCAAAGCAAUAGUUUCAGAUAUUUUGGGUAAUUUGGUAAUAAUAUUUUAUUUUUAAAAUUUUAUUUUUGUCAGAUUACAAGCAGAGUAAUAUGGCUUAUCUCCUGGGCAGCCAAGUUUGUAUUGAGAGUUUACAAACAGAUGUUCAAGAUUUACAGUUAAUAAUUAGUGAUAUUGUUUCAAGAGUUGGGCCCAUAAAGACACAUUCUUGGAAGUUUCCUGAUAAACUUGCAUGUGACCUAAAUAUUGAAGACCUUUUGGAUUUAUACAGCUGUGAUGACCAAGAUGAUGUUGAAGAUAGACAAGUUUCUCAUAUUGCACUUUAUGAGCUGACCAUUGACAGGUUCAAACAGAAUUUUAUAAUUUUAUUAACAAUCAAUUCUCAAAAUCAUAAUGAAUUAUCUUGAACAUUAUUAAACAUAAUUUUUAUUGAAAGAAAUAUUAAACAUAAUUUAUUUUGAAAAUAUAUAAUUAAAAUUAAAAAACUUUAAUCAGAGACAUCAGUAUUAAAUAAAACAUUAGAAGAUAUAAUAAUUGCUUUAUUUUUUCAAACCCUGGUAGAAAAACCUAAAGGUUCACCUGCAAAAGAUGUGGAAUCCAAAUUUCAUUAUGAUUUUGAUAAUAUAUAUGUUGAAAAACAAGAAAGACAUUAUCAUCUUUCUUGGUUUUUUUAAGCUUCAACUUACCUAGUUCUACACAUUUUUUCAUUUGGCACAUCUAUAUAAAUAAACUAGUUCUAAUGAUGCCAUUGGUCAUAAAGUUUAAAGAUAUGUAAAUGAAUAUCUUUUUAUUUGUUCAGGCUAGUUCUGAUGGUGAAAGCAAUCACAAAGUUUAUAGAUGUGUACUUGAACAGAAAUAUUAAGAACAAGACAUGUCCUGAUAAUGGUGAAUCCGAGAUGUCAAGCUCUGUGGGUCUAACGGCCAAGCAACACUGGUCAAAUAUGGUCAGACUACACACAUGGCUCCAGCAAUUACAGUCUGAGGUAAGUUAAAUGAAGGUUCAGUGAAAAAAUUUAUAGACAUAGAAAUUCAAGCAUAUGAAAGGACUGUAAUGAGUAUUAAUGGGAUGAAAUGACAAAAAGGGCCAUACAUAUGUUUGUACUAUUAUGGUUUGAAAUUUGUGGGUACAGGUAUGAAUUGGCAUAUUAAUAUGUGGAGUUACUGCUGUGGGUUGACAUAUAAUAGUACCAGUAUGGGUAGGCUUGUGAUGAUUCUGGUAUGGAUUGGUCUUCCUGGUGCUGAACAUUUUUUGUUCCAUGAUCUUUAUUAACAGUACAAGUGCUCACUUUCACUACCAAAAAACAUUAACGUUAAUAUUACUCAAAGAUAUAUACCUUCAAGUAACAUAUUGACAAUAAUUUUAUUAAUCCAAUAAAAAUUUGGGUUUUCUAUGUUUUAAGUCCAAUUUUGCCGAUAGUUUCUAUAUAGUAUUAAACGUUUGACAUGAAAUUUUUUAUUUACAUCAUCCUUAAAGACCAUAUUAUUAACAAUAUAUUUUAUUAAAGAUGCUAAUGAUUUUUUAAAAUACCAAACAGAAAAAUUCAGGGAAUGGAAAAAUGGCUGAACUGACAAAAGAGGCUGGUAAACAUAUGGAAGAUUUUACAACUCCAACUUCUCAAACUGACCAUGACGCACAUAUUAAAUCUUUGUUGCUAAGUCCAGGGACACUUGGUAUGGUUCCUCCAAACAAUGCAGACUUAGUCAUGAUGGGCCUGGCUCCAAUGCCUGAGAAAAAAAAUAACUCUAUCUCUCGUGAUGUGAGCCACAAAUCAUGUCAAACAUUCGAAACAGCCUUUGUGCCGUGUGAAUCAUGUGACAUAAUUCAGAGAAAAAUGCGGGAAGGAAGUGAAAUAUUGAUAAAAUCUUGUGUUGAUCAGGGCUUGCCAUGUUCGCUAAAAAAGUUCAAAAUCCAAGUUGCACAUGUGGAACUCUUGACAUUUAAUGAUGUGUGUAGAUGGAUGGCUGAGCAAACUAAGGAUAUUGCCAGGAUAGCCAAACAGAAUGAAAUACUUCAAUCCUCUGUUAAUCCUUUGAAAGCUGAAGUGAAAGAAGCAAGUUUAAAAGUUAAAGCAGCAGAUGAAAAGUAUCAGGUGUAUGAAAAGAAAUUAGCAGAUGAGAAAGAAGCAGGUGCAACACUUUGUUCAAAUUUUGAGGUAAAGUGAAAUAAUUUCAAGUAUAAACAGAUUGUUAAAUUAUGAUGCCUAAAGUAACCAAAAAAAAAAAAAAAAAAAAAAAACUGUAUAAAAAAAAAAAAAAAAAAAAAAAAAUAAAAAAAAAAAAUAAAAAAAAAAAAAAAAAAAAAAAAAAAAAAUAAAAAAAAAAAAAAAAAAAAAAAAAAAAAAAAAUAAAUAAAUUUUGAGGUAAAGUGAAAUAAUUUCAAACAAAAAAAGAUUGUUAAAUUAUGAUCCCUAAAGUAACCAAAAAAAAAAAAAAUGCAGGCACUGUGUUCUCAAAAUAGUCAAAAAAUUUCCAUUUAAUAAAUAACUUUAAACAUUCAAAAUAUGUCAUUUAGUAAAUAACUUUAAAGAGACAAAAUAUAAGAAAACUAAAUAAGUUUCCUAAUAAAAAAUUGAAACAAAUUAAUUUACAGGUAAAACUUAAAGAUCAGGAAAAACAACACAUCAAAGUGUUGAAUGAAGAGAAAAAGAACAGAGAGGUUUUAAUGAAAGAAAAAGACAAACUUGACCAGGAACUGAAGAAAGUUAAAAGCCAACUUGAGACUCAGAUGAAGGCCAUGAAAAAACUCGGUGACACAGAUUUAAAUAAAUUAUUUAAUUAUUACCUAAAGCUCUUGAAAGGUCAAUAUAAAAAAUGAAUCUUUAUACAUAUAGCAGUUCAAACUAAACAAAUUAUAACCUAAAAUGUAAAAAAAAUUACAUUUAUAUUAAAAUAUGUCAAAAUGUUUAUAUGCUAGUCAGAAAUGGUAUUUUACUACUUUUAAUUAUAUAACACGCUAUUUUUAAAAUAUGAGUCUUCCAUGUUAUCAGGAAAGGACACAUGAGCAUAUGCCUCCCACUGUCAUUACUAAAAACAUAAAACAGAGAAAACUUAAAAAUUAAUAAUCUUCACCAACAUUUUGAUAGAAUAUAUAAAUAUUUAUGUGUGCUUUUAGAAGGCUCUUUGUAAUAUUUAUAACUAUCUUUCACAUUUCACUGAUCUAGAAAGAGAUUUUAAAAAACUUGAAGUUGAGCUCAAAGAAAAAUCAGAAAAAGCCAACAAGUCAUCCCAGGUGGCGGAGGCGAUGGUUACGCUCAAAGUCCAACUGGAAGAUGUCACUGCCCAGAUGAAUAGCUACCAGAAGGCUCUGGCCAAGGAGCAGGGGAAAUGUAGAGGUCUUGGUAAACACAAUGAGGUUUGUUCUUGGGAAUGGGGUGUCAUUACAAUAUGUGAUCUGUUUGUCAUAAUUUUUAAAAUCUAAAAAGGGCCUGUAACACUGUAACCACCUCACACUCUGGAUGGGGCCCUGAUGUUAUCUAGGACGGCCCAAGGAACACUUAUUGGAUGGGAGGCGCAUGGACCUAGAAUCCUCACAGCAAAAAACACAGGAUCAAUUUGAAUGUUAUCCAAUGCUACGCACCAACAAACGAAAGUGACGAGGAGGACAAAGAUGACUUCAACAUAUUAAUAAUAAUAAAUAAUAAUAAAGUUCAUUUCAAAAACACGCUUCAUCCCCAAAGGCUCGAAGCGCGGUACAAAGUCAACAAAAAACAAAUCUAUAGUUUACCACAUUUAAAACAAACGCAACACUACAAAAACUAAGUACAAGCAUACAAUGGCAAAGUCUUUCUAGCCAUUUCAACCAUAAGCAACACAGCCAUUAUGCAUUAACUGGAAAAUAAUGUUGACAAUCAUCCCAGAAGGUGUUUGCGAAAUAGAUGUGUCUUUAAAUCGGUUUUAAAGGACUCCAGUGUCUGGUUGUUUCUGAGAUCGACAGGAAGGGCAUUCCAAAUUGGUGGACCAGCAAAUGCGAAAGUGCGCUUUCCGUAAGUCUCAAGGCAAACACGUGGUGUCGAGAGUUUGCCACUAUCGGAUGAGCGGAGCUCUCUAGUGGGUACAUAAGGCGUCAGCAGCUCUUUCAGAUAGGACGGCGCCAGGUCAUGUAAGCAGCGGUAGCACAAAGUUGCGAUUUUGUACUCCAUGCGAGCACGCACUGGCAGCCAGUGCAGCUCUCUCAGAAGUGUUUUUGCAUGGUCAAACUUGCGUUUGCGGAGAACAAUGCGAGCCGCAUUAUUCUGUGCUAUUUGAAUUUUAUCCAGGAGCGUAGCUGGAAGACCCACCAUAAGAGCAUUGCAAUAGUCCAUGCGUGAUAGCACAAAUGCAGACAUCAGCCUCUUUGUUGCAUCAAUUGUUAGGAAGGGCCUGAUGUGACUAAUCCUGCGCAGCUCUAGAAAAAUCGCCUUGCAUAGCAUGUUAAUAUGACUUUCAAAAGUUAGUCUUCCAUCUAGGUAGACACCCAGGUACCGCACUGUUUGAGCUAACUCAAUACGCACACCUGAGAGAGUAAUGGAUGUCGUGUUAUUUGCAGAUUUCUGCUUCUGAGCGGUCGCGAUGGGGAGCAGCUCAGUCUUAUCAUCAUUUAAUUUGAGCUUGUUUAUGGUCAUCCAGUGCUUAACCGACUCCAUUGUCUUCUGUGUCAUACUGAGCAGCUGAGGGAACUGAGAAGGGAUCACGGAUUGAUGAAGUUGUGUAUCGUCCGCGUACAUGUGAUACAACAUGUCAAACUGCCUGAUCUCUGCGCCCAGGGGCUGAAUGUACAUCGUGAAAAGCACCGGGCCUAGGACCGAGCCCUGGGGUACUCCGAAUUCGAUAUUAGAUUUCUUCGAAGUCAAGCCGUUUGAAAUAACUGACUGCACCCGAUUAGUCAGAUACGAUCGGAACCAACACAGGACGGUAUCAGUGAGACCGAACGUUUGUUGCAGACGCUGGAGCAGUAUGCCGUGGUCGAGCGUAUCGAAAGCUGCCGAUAAAUCGAGUAAAGACAAAAUCGAUACCUUGCCCUCAUCACAAGACGACAGAAGGUCGUUUACGACGCGCAACAGGGCUGUCUCAGUAGAGUGAUGCACCCUGUAUGCUGACUGGAAUGGUUCAAACAAGUUAAACUGAGUGAGGUGAUCCUGGAGUUGGCGGAGAACGACUUUUUCUAAGAUUUUAGAAAUAAAUGGUAGAUUAGAGAUGGGGCGAUAAUUUUCCAUCACAUUUGGAUCAAGAUUUGAUUUCUUUAAUAGUGGAGUAACGAUUGCCUCUUUAAAAGAUGAUGGAACAAUACCAGUAGUUAAGGACUUAAGUAUUACUGACCAUUGUCCAGGGUCGCCCUAUUCAUUCUCAUGGGAGACUUCAAUGCCAAGAUCGGCAGUGACAACACUGUCAUGGGGCGACAGGGGAUAGGAGAGAUGAAUGACUACGGAGAAAGAUUUGCUGACCUAUGCGCCACAACAAAUCUAGUCAUAGGCGGGAGCUUCUUCCAACACAGGAGGAUACACAAGGUCACAUGGGUUUCACCGGGCCUCCAAAUGAUGAACCAAAUAGAUCACGUGUGUAUUGGGAAAAAAAUUCAGGCGAUCUCUCCAACAUAUACGUGUCAGAAGAGGAGCUGACUUUGGCCCAGACCACCAUCUCCUAGUCGAACAACCCUUUCCCAGGGGUCGCCAAAGACCAUCGGAAAACACAUAUGCUAUACAGUUAUGAAGUAGCUAUGAAAAUAAUUUUUUGGUUGGGAGUCGCCACAACAUGAGGAACUGUAUCAAAGGGUUGCAGCAUUAGGAAGGUUGGUUGAGAACCACUACCCUAGUGGCAUGACUAAGACUAAAACUGAAAAGGCAUUACACUGAGCAGACAACAUAUAGCUUGCGCUACAACAUCCCCUUCCUGAAAGAUAAAGCCAAACGGGAAGAGUUCAAGAUCACUCUAUCCAACAAGUUCCAAGUCCUACAUGAACUGCUAGGAGAUGAGAUGAUUCAUGGAAAGUGGCAGGGAGUGAAGAAAGCAGUCAAAUCAACAUGCCAGGAAGUGUUGGGAAAUAGGAAACAUACACACAAAGAAUGGAUAACAGCAGAGACAUUGAAGGUGAUAGAAGAGAGAAAAGGUAAGAAGGCAGAAAUUAACAACAGCUAUACACGAGCGCAGAAAGUUAGGUUCUAAAAAAGAGUACUCAGAAGCAAAUAGGAAUGUAAAGAAAAGCGCUAAGAUGGACAAAAGGAACUUUGUAGACAUGCUUGCCAAAGAAGCGGAAGAAGCAGCCUACCAGGGGAUUAUGUGGGAAUUGUUCGCUACCAUCAAGACGUUGUCUGGGAAGUUCAGGAAGCCAGAGAGACCAAUGAAGGACAAAGAUGGUAAGAACAUACCAAAUGAGGAGCAACAGAGAAGCAGAUGGAAAGAACACUUCGAAGAACUUCUAAACAGGCCAGAGCCAAGUAACCCACCAGAUAUCCAGCCAGCUGACAGUGACCUGGUUAUUGACUGCUAGAGGGAUCACCUUACUGUCCAUCCCAGGCAAGGCUUUCAACCACAUACUACUCAACAAAAUGAAAGACGCUGUUGACCCCCUGUUGCGAGACCAACAAGCUGGCUUCUGCACCAACAGACCCUGUACAGACCAAAUUGCAACACUACGCAUUAUCCUAGAGCAAUCACUGGAAUGGAACUCGCCUCUCCACAUCAACUUCAUCAACUACAAGAUAGCCUUUGACAGUGUGGAUAGGCAAACCACACUGGAGACUGUUGAGACAUUAUGGGGUGCCGCGGAACAUCACAGACUUAAUCAGGAACUCUUUGAAGGGAUGACCUGCCGAGUUGUCCACAGACAACAGGUGUGGACAACAGGUGACAGAUGCUUUCCAGGUGAAGACCGGUGUGAGGCAAGGAUGUUUGCUUUCACCUUUCCUGUUUCUAUUGGCCAUUAACUGGGUGAUAAAAACAUCCACACAGCAGAAGCGGAAUGGUAUACAAUGGACCUUGUGGGACCAGCUUGACGAACUCGAUUUUGCUGAUGAUCUUGCCCUUCUCUCCCAUACCCAACAACAGAUGCAGGAGAAAAACCAGAACUAUUGCAGCCACUUCUGCAUGUAUUGGUCUUAAUAUACACAAAGGGAAGAGCAAGGUCCUCAAGGUCAAUGCCACCAAUACAGCACCCAUCAGACUGUAAGAGGAAGCGCUCGAAGAGGUGGAGAGCUUUAUCUAUCUUGGCAGCAUCGUGGACUAGCCAGGUGGGACGUAUGCUGAUGUCAAAAUAAGGGUUGGAAAGGCACGGGCAGCCUUCCAACAACUCAAGAAUGUCUGGGUCUCCGAACGCUUGAGUAACAACCUAAAGAUAAGAACCUUCAACACCAUGGUGAAACCUGUUCUACUAUAUGGUGCAGAGAUAUGGCGCCGUGAAGCGGAAGCAGAUACCAAGAAACUUGGCCACACUUGGGGGAAGCUGGAGAGUUUGGCUCAGGAUCGUUAUGCCUGGAGGACUCUUGUAGGCGGCCUAUGUCCUAGACUCUUGUAGGCGGCCUAUGUCCUAGACUCUUGUAGGCGGCCUAUGUCCUAGACUCUUGUAGGCGGCCUAUGUCCUAGACUCUUGUAGGCAGCCUAUGUCCUAGACUCUUGUAGGCGGCCUAUGUCCUAGACUCUUGUAGGCAGCCUAUGUCCUAGACUCUUGUAGGCAGCCUAUGUCCUAGACUCUUGUAGGCGGCCUAUGUCCUAGACUCUUGUAGGCAGCCUAUGUCCUAGACUCUUGUAGGCGGCCUAUGUCCUAGACUCUUGUAGGCAGCCUAUGUCCUAGACUCUUGUAGGCAGCCUAUGUCCUAGACUCUUGUAGGCAGCCUAUGUCCUAGACUCUUGUAGGCGGCCUAUGUCCUAGGAAGGAUCACAGAUGUUGAUGAAGAUCAGCUGCUGUCCUUGAGGAUGAAGAGGUGAAAGAAGAAAAGAAGAAGGGCCUGUAACUCUCUCAGCAUGAUAAAGUCUAGCAACUUUGAUGAGUAACUAUUGCAUUGUGCUCGCAAUGAAUUUAUUGUAAUAAAAAAUUAUAAAAUAACCCACCAAAGUCAAGUAAAAGGCUUUAUGCAUUCAGUUUUUUUAUAAUUAAAAGAACUAUUCUAAAAACAAGCAUUUUGCACAGAUUUUUUAACCAUUAAAAUAAACUUUAUUUUGAAAAAAAUUAAAAAAUUAUAUAUAUAUUGAAAAUCUCUUUGUAAUUUAAUCAACACAUUUUUUCAUCUGCAAAUAUCUGUAUUAGAUCAUGGAAUGAAAGAAAUUAUUUUUUUUUAAAUUUCAGUCACUGCAGGCCAAACAAGAAUCCCUGUUAUCUAAGAUGGGACAACUUGGUAAGGAAAAUGAGGAGGCUUUGUCUCAAGUUGCUGCCCUUGAAGAAGAGAACGACUUUCUAGACGAUAAACUUCUAGAACUAAUCUCGGAGACCAACAAGAUGAAAAAGAUCAUUGCCGAAAAUGAGGUUUUUCAUCAUAAAUAAACUUAUUCUAGUUAUGGGAUUUUACUUUUAGGAAUACACAGGGCAGGCUCAAGAUGGAUACCAUGCGUGAUCAUCACACACAAACAUUUUUUCUGAACUCUUCCAAUAAUUUUCCAGAGGGUAAUAAUUGCCUAUUUGCAACCAACCUAAAAAUGUCUAGCUAUAGCCCUGAAAAAACACAGAGGUGAUCUGUAUUUAUCAACAGAAAAUCAAAACUUUCAAUUCUGGUCUUCAAAGAUUGUAUUUUUUAAAAGUUUGUUAUAUUUAUAUGCAAUAGCUUAUAACAAUGUACAUGAAAAAAACCCACACAUAAUACUUGAGAUUAAUUCAUAAAACAUGCUUAAAAAUCCUCACAUUUCUUCAGGUCAUUAUUAAGAAUCUGGAAGAAGAAAAAACGUCAAUGGAAGAAUCAUUGAAAGAGAGUCACAUGUCAGUUGAGAGACUUAAGUCAGAACUCAAGGAUGCUAAGGAACGGGAACACAUGAUUGUUGAAUAUCCUGACCUCAAUGGGCCUGUCAAUAAGGACCUACAGGGUAAACAUUUUUUUUACAGAGACUUAUAAGGUUACUUUAUGGGAUCUUUAGGGUAAAUACAAGUAACCAGUGUAUGUCAAAAGUUUUAAUAUGUAGAUCCGGACAAUGAGAUGGCACUUAUGUCUUUUCGUGUGACCUACAUUAAGGUACAGGUGACAUCACCACAGACAUGAAGAAUCAAGUAACUGCCAAUCUUAUACGUAUACAUUUGCUGGAGGAGCAGAACCAAAGUCUUAAUGAGUCUGUCAGAAAGUUGAGUGGCCUUCAGAAGGAUUCUUAUUAUGGGAUGACUGGGGACACACAGUUGACUCAUAAGGUAGGGUCCAUUCAAAGUCAAGAUUUUUUUUUUGCAAGCAAAAAUUAGAGGUUUUUAUAUAAGAGGUAGGGUUGAUGAUUUCGGUAUUGUCUAAAGAGGCUCUUAAGUUAUGGGGUUUAUUGUGAUUUUUAAUGAUUAUAAGCUGAGGAUAGUGUGACAUUAUAAAAUAAAUUGCAUAAUUCUAUCCCAUUUUGAAAAAGUUUUUUGGGGAAAAUAUGAUUUUUAAUUCGUGUUUCAAAGGGAAAGAGAAUAUACACGGACUACAGCUUUUUUUCUUUGACAGGCUCAACCACUCCAUCCAAUACAUGCUAAGCCUUUGUGGCAAGGGAUCAGUAACAAUAACAACAACAGCAGCUAUCUGCAGAUUCAUGAAGAUAACAACCAAAACAGUUACAGGUCAGCUUGACUCUUUGAUACUUGGGUUAUAACAGGUCAAUGAAGCAACAAUCAAAUAAUAAGACAAAAUCAGUGAUAAGCUUAAUCAAUGAUAAGCUAAAUCAGUGAUAAGCUGUAUGAAAAGAUAAGCUACAAUUAAUUAUGAUAAAUGAAGGACUGCAUUCGAGCUGUGUGAAGGAAAUAGUAGAACAAGUUAUGUUGAAGCUCGAAUUGAAAGAAAGGACAAUAAGAGAAAAACGUUUCAGCUAAGAGCCUUCCUUAGCAGACAGGACAAAUGAAAAUACAACAAGAAAUAGAAACUAGUUAAAAAAAUUAAGUGUUCACCAUUGUUAUUGAAGGCAAUACAAGCAAAAGUUCUAAUCAAGUUAUUCUGGUUCUGGUAGGGUACACUGCUGAAUCCAUGUACUGGCAUAUGUGCAACAGUUGGGCAUGCGAUGCUGGUAUUUUAACGGCUCCUAGCGGAUGCUAGGGCAGUUUUGAAGCUCUCAAUUGACGUUGAGUUUAUAGCGGUAUUGUUCAGGUGGUUCCAAGCGAUGAUUGUUUGUGGGAAAAAUGAUUGUUUAUAUUGGUCCGAGGCACAGUGAAGCAUUUACUAUUGUUCUGAAUGUAAAUGCUGAUGGGGUUGUUAGAGGUGAAGUCAGUGUUUAGUGAGUAUUUGGCUCUGAUUAAGCGACCUGGCUUCUGUGGGGGAAGAUACGUGUUUGCUGGGAUGGCCGGCACUAGCUCUGUGACCACUUUUAUGUAGUGAUGUUAGGCGGAGCUUUUCUCAUCUGUCUUUGAGGGAGGGGAUGUCAAAUCUUUUUAAGAGGCCAGUGACGAAGCCAGGAGUGGUGGAUUUGUGAUCACAUGCGAUGAAGCACACUGCGUUACAUUGGAUUCGCCCGAUCUCGUCAAAUUCUUGCUUUAUGUAUGGGUUCCAGAUGAUCGCACCAUUGGUGACCAUAUUCUUGUAGUGGGCGAAUAAGUGCAAGAUAGGCAUUUCGUUUGUAUGAGGUUGGGAAGUGGCGCAGAUUUCUUGGAAUGAAACCUAGUGUGGAGUUAGCUUUUUUUAAAAUUUUGUUUAUAUGGGGUGACCAUUUUAGGUUAUUCCAGAAGAGAAUUCCAAGGUAUGGAUUAUUUGAUACUUGUUGGAGAAUUGUGUUGUUUAGGAAGUAAAUAUAGGUUGAUGUUCUUUUUUUCUUGAGUUGCUCAUUGUGUAGCAUAUGGUUUCUCUAUAUUUGUGUCUUUUUUUAGGCACAAUAACAUAAGGAUUUAUAUUUUAUAAAAUAAAUCUUACAUGUAUAGAAAAUAUGAUUUAUUAAUACUUUUAUAUAUAUUUUAGAAUACACAUCAGUUUUGUCACACGCGAUUACUGAAUCAAAGAAACUUUGAGCUUUGGCUAAUUCGCACUAUGAAGUCAUUUGCUUGUUUUUGUAGGACAAAUUAAUUUUUAUUUUAUUUCGUAAUAUUAACGCCGCACUAAACACGCACUAAAAACAACUGAUGUUUUUUGUUUUUUUCCAAUAAUUGUAAUUCUUAGAUCAUAAUUUAAAAAAAAAAAUUGUUUUCUUAACUUUCAAACUCGUAUAAAAUGUUUAAAAUAGUUCCUUAGUUGUUACUUUAAGUUGAUUUGCAAUUUAUAAUAAUAAUUAGCAAAAUACCCGUGCUUUGCAGCGGAGAGCCUUUUUUAAAGAAAAAAGGUACGAAAUUAUCAAGUAUUUGCAUAUUCCGGAGACUAUACAAUGCAUUCCCUUGCAAAAAUAAUAUUAAAAUUUAAAAAAACAGCAAUUAUUGAAAAUGUGCUAUGUUGUUUCUAGGGAUCAUCUUCCACCCCAAAACAUGAUUUCUGAAAAAGAUGAUUGGCCAAGAAGAAAGAAAUUAGCCUGGGAAACCAACAGUUUUCAGGUCAAAGUCACAGAAGCAACAAAGCCUGCCACAGAAUUCCUGAUUGGCCAUGCCUUCUCAAACCCACAGCAUGGUCAUCAUCAGGAAUCUCCUAGUAAGGAGAGGCCACACUCCUCAAAGAUGAGAGCCACAGGGGGGGGGGGGGGGGGGGAGGCAUGCCAGCCAUGUCAGCCAUGUCAGUUGAGGGGUGAGGGUGGAGAGGUAAGGUCUGGGUGGAAAGAGUAAAAGUAGUUAGAGGAAGGAAUUAUGACUUAAUUUCUGAAUGAAAUGUUUGAUCAUUUCAUCUAUAUCUGUAAGUCCAAAGAUGAUGUUUAUAAUUCAUCUUCUAAAAAUGUCAUCUUUAUUUUUCUCUACCUUUUUUAUAUCAUACAAUUUCAGUGCCGCCACCUACAGAAAAUUUGUCAUCACUUAAACACCAUGGUUUACUGUUUGAGGACCACAAAAUAGAUCAAAAUUCGGAACUUCCCCUGUCUUGUCCACGCUGUGAUAAAAUGUAUUCAUUAGCCAGAGAUCUAGAGAUACACAAAACUUAUUGCUGCCAGUAGUGGUCAGGGGAUUGAUCAGGAUGUGCAGUUUAGACCCUACUGUCUUUUUAGAGUGUUAUAUUGGGUCAUUGAGUCUAAGUGGAUCAUCAUAAACAUACAUGAAGACUAAAGAAAUAUUAAGCAGCGAGCUGAAGAUUUUUAUCUAUCUACAUUCAUUUUGUUUGCUUUCUAUUUAAAUUUUUUUAUUUUUUUUUACUAAAUUUGUGAUAUUUUUGGGAUUUUAUUAAUUAAAUGUAUUCAUUAAAUUGAC